Messenger RNA from Nematostella vectensis (starlet sea anemone), 1041 nucleotides. RefSeq names its product ADP-ribosylation factor-like protein 3. Gene Ontology annotation, molecular function: GTP binding; GTPase activity. Gene Ontology annotation, cellular component: microtubule cytoskeleton; cytoplasm. NCBI's taxonomy places the organism in Eukaryota, Metazoa, Cnidaria, Anthozoa, Actiniaria, Edwardsiidae. Gene Ontology annotation, biological process: cilium assembly. Bases 107 to 652 code for a protein of 181 amino acids. The transcript has 8 exons. The record is from RefSeq and is a predicted model, not a curated record.
CCCCUGAUCUUGUGACGUCACAGGGUACCGACGGCGGCCAUAUUUGUUUAGUUGCUAGAGACUCUCGAAGAACUUUGUGCUCUUACCGACCUAAGAAUCUACAGUAAUGGGGCUGCUGUCGUUGCUGCGGAAGCUAAAAUCAGAGAAGGAUAGAGAAAUGAGAAUUUUGUUGCUUGGUCUGGACAACUCGGGCAAGACCACCAUUUUGAAAUCGCUGGCGUCGGAGGAUGUUUUGCAUAUUACUCCAACUCAGGGUUUUAACAUCAAGUCUGUCCAGUCGAAAGGGGGGUUUAGAUUGAACGUCUGGGACAUUGGAGGACAGCGAAAAAUUCGGCCGUAUUGGAAAAAUUACUUCGAAAACACGGAUAUAUUGAUAUACGUAAUUGACAGUGCAGACCGUAAAAGAAUGGAAGAAACUGGCACUGAGUUAGAUGAGUUACUUGAAGAGGAAAAGCUCAUAGGUGUGCCUCUACUUGUCUUCGCUAAUAAACAGGAUUUAAUGAAUGCAGCAACUCCAGCAGAGAUUUCCUCUAAUCUAGGCUUAAACACGAUACGUUCUAGAGGGUGGCAAAUACAAGGAUGCAGUGCCUUAACAGGUGAAGGAGUCCAGGAUGGUGUUGAAUGGGCGAUGAGAUAUGUUAGCAAGAAGUGAUACCACAAGCCUUUGAAUAUUUAUUUAGAAGGGAUACAACUUCAUCAUUACACAACACACACCGUUACACAUGCCUGAGCCAGAUAUUGUAGUACGACAGAAAAGUCAAUUUAACAUGAUAUGAUGGCAUGUAUCACCACCAUUCUACUGGGGAAGGGUCUCAUUAGCUGUCCUGGGGGCUAGAAUUACGGUGUUAGCCUUAAUGCCAAUGUUGUAAUAUGAUUAGUAGAUAAAUAAUCUUGUGUUAUUUCCAUGUACAUACAGUAUUUUAAUUCUGUAGACCUUAAAAGGUCUCCUGGUGGUGUACUAUAGGUGUUUUGUUGAUUUAUUUGUACUGUGCAUGUAUUUUUAAAUUGUCAAUUUCUGUUAAUAAAGACUCUUUAUACAUA